This is a messenger RNA of Sclerotinia trifoliorum, 935 nucleotides long. NCBI's taxonomy places the organism in Eukaryota, Fungi, Ascomycota, Leotiomycetes, Helotiales, Sclerotiniaceae. The record is from the annotation of a GenBank genome assembly.
AUAUAUAAGGAAAGAAAUCAGCAACAUCAUGUCAUUGGAGGCGGGGUCCGUACUUGAGCUUCUUUUGUUGUUUAAACUAGGAGGGAACAAAAAGAAUUACAGGUGGAUUAUGAGAUUACCCUUUAUUCCUCCAUCUAGCUAUGUUUCUAUCAUCGCUCUUUGUCCAAUAUGCUUAGUAAGCAAACUUCAACCAGAAGACAAACCCCUUCUCUGCUUUGAGUAGCUACAUCCACAUCAGAAACUCUGAAAAUGUAGAAAAGGCCAGAAGCACAGCUCAUCAACUAGUUGGCAAACCAUCAACCAAACAAAUCCAACCUAUCCCCAUAUAUCUCCAUAUACAACAUCAACUCCCCCAAACAACAUGACAUCCCGGAAGCCAACCCCCGCACCCAAUACAAAAUCAGACAUCCAAUGGCUAAUAGACUUGGGCUACCUCAACGGUUUCCACGACUUCAUGCACGAUUACGGAUUUAUAGAUGAUGAGCAAGAUCGUCGUGAUGCUUUAAGUCUCUUUAGACAAUUCCGCAAUGAACAACAAGAAGCAUGGGAGAAGACGCAUCAUGAAGAGUUGAAAUCCGAGACGCUAAUUGAAAGUUCACGCACCUAUUCGAGAACGAGUAUGUCAAUAUAUUCAUCAAGUGAGCAUAGUGUUUCGAAGAAAGGCAAGGGUACUAGUACUAGUACUGUUAAGGGGAGUAAGGCAUAAAAGUAGGAAUCGAUACUCUCCAUCUCCUGAAAAAUUCUAGGAUAAGUGGCGGAAAGCAUAGGGGGAAUUGUACACAUGGCGCUUGUAUGAUGUGUGGGAAUCGGAAAGGCGAGUGAGGAUAGAUCUGAGGGGUAAAUACGAACUUUUGAAUCUAUUGAGAUAUGGGGGUAGCAAUCCGAGGGAAUGAAUGGAAUAGGAUUUCAUUUCGACUGGAGGGAUAUACAAACAU